CUUUUUCCCAUCAUCAACGCUCGGUUGACACGAGUCCUGUUCCUCGACCUCGUUCUUCCGUCUCUCGCAUCGAGUCUUUGCAGGUCUGCAUUGGCUGCAGCAGCCUUGCUCCAGCUGCUGCCUGCACUUCUUCAGACCCGGAAUUCCUUUGCCGUCUUCCGUCUGCUCAGGCGCGUCACCUCAAGGCUCGUGCUCGAUCGUGACCUUUGAUCUUUCUGUUCCCUCAACUCCUUUCUCACCCACUUAUCGACCUCCCUUCGAGUUCCUCCAUCAAGCCUUCGAAGAUUGCGCGACGCGCUUCCCUCCCCGGCAACAUGUCGUUUGGUAGCGGCGGCACUGGGUUUUCUUUUGGCUCCAACAAUACAAAUUCCAAUACAUUUGGAGGUGGUUCGGCCUUUGGGACCAACACUUCAAAUACUGGGACGUUUGGUUCUGGAUCUGGUGGCACUGGAUUUGGCACUGGCACCUUUGGCUCAGGCUCCGGCGGCUUUGGCUCCAACACUGGAGGAACUGGCUUCGGAAACAAUACCAACAAUUCGACCUCUCUGUUUGGCAACAAACCCGCAUCAAGCCCAUUCGGCUCAAAUACCAACACAGGCACAGGCCUUUUUGGCAAUUCCUCGAGUAAUACUGGCUUCGGUGCCUCCACUGGUGGCUUUGGGUCAAACACCAACACUUCUGCCUUCGGAAGCAACACCAACACAACUGGCUCGGGCUUCAGUUUUGGAAACACAGCCAACAAGCCUGCUUUUGGGUCCAGCACUCCAUCGGCGCCGCUAUUUGGCCAGGGUGGUUCAGGCACAACAGGCGGUUUUGGGUCGUCUACCAAUACCUUUGGUGCCGGCACUGCUCUCGCCGGCCAGACUCCUCCAGCUCCAGGCACCGCAGUCACCCCCUUCAAUCCCUUCAUCGAAAAAGACGGCACGAGUCCUCUUAGUAGCGCAUAUCAAAGUUUGACCUUCCAAGAGCCCUACAGUAAAUACUCGUUUGAAGAGCUUCGACUCGCGGAUUACAACGCCGGCCGUCAAUUCGGAAACAACUCCGGCCAGGCUGGCGGCUUUGGUUCUUCCACCUUUGGCGGAUUUGGCUCCACCAACGCCAGUACUGGCUUCGGAAACAACCAAGGUUCUGGCUUGUUUGGAAACAACAAUGCAUCAUCAUCCGGUGGAUUUGGAUCCAAUACUACGACCACCGGGCUAGGCUCAGGCGGCCUUUUUGGCAGUAAACCUGCAAGCGGUGGUCUGUUUGGCUCACAAUCGUCCGGUACUACAGGAGGUGGCUUGUUCGGCACAGCCAACAACACCUCCAACACUGGCUUUGGUGCAGGUGGUGGCGGUCUUUUCGGCAACAACAACAACCAAAACAAGACUACUCCCUUUGGAGCAUCCACCACGCCUUCAUUCUCUUUCGGUGCAAGCAAUACAAACACCAACACCAACACUAAUACCGGUGGUGGCUUGUUUGGAAAUAACAACACCGCAAAUACUAAUAACCAGUCUGGUGGUGGUCUCUUUGGCGCGAAUAAUCAAACCCAGCAGCAAGGCGGAGGCCUGUUUGGAAACAACAACAACAAUCAACAAAAGUCUUUGUUCGGUGGCACUACUACUGGCUUUGGAUCAUCUACGACCCAGAAUCAGUCAUCUGGGGGAUUGUUCGGCAACACCAACACAAACACUGGUGGUGGCCUCUUUGGUAACGCGAAUAGCCAACAAAAUACCAACACAGGAGGUGGUCUCUUUGGGUCCGCCAACAACUCCAAUGCGGGAACCUCGAUGUUCGGAAAUAAUAACGCCAACAGCCAACAGAAACCAGGGGGGCUUUUUGGCUCCUCUUUUGGUACCAACAAUGCCUCCAACACCGGUGGUGGUCUGUUCGGAAAUUCGACCAACAACAACCAGCAGGCCGGAGGCUUGUUUGGGAAUAACAACAACACGAACUCUGCCUCCGGGUUCUCCUUUGGAAACUCGGCAAACAAGCCCGCGACUGGUGGCCUUUUCGGGAAUACCACCAACAACCAACAGAGCCAGUCCGGUGGUCUUCCGUCUUUUGGAGGUCUUUUCAACAAUUCGACAAACAAUCAGCAAAACUCCCAGCAACAGCAAGAUUUCCGAGUAUCGUCUCUGAACGACCCUAACCCCUAUGGGCAAACCUCGAUUUGGACGGGCCUACCCGUCCCAACACCGGAUAAUUCCAAGCCGAUCUACACCCCACUGACGGCGACCCAGAAGCUGAAGGAAAGCCAGUCUAAGCCACCCCCAAGUCUACGACUCAACCAAUCGAGGUACAUGACUCCUCCCCGUCGACAAGGUGGCUUUGGAUUCUCAUACUCCACUUACGGCACACCAAAUAGUGCUGCCAGCACUCCCGGUGGAGGAAGCUUAACAUCGAGCUUGUAUGGAAAUCGCAGUUUCAAUGCCGGGAGUCUUGGCCGCUCGUUUGGGAAGAGUGCUUCUGCCAGCAAUCUCCGAUCGCAAUUCAACGGGGGCGGCGAUGGCGACAGUGUGCUAAGCCCGAACGCAUUCAAUGCAAGUCAUACUAGAUGGUCAGGAGGAAACACCCGUCGAUUGACAAUCGAUCGAAGCAUUCGAACGGACCUUUUCAGUCGUCCCUCGCUGCCUGCUUUACCCUCUCCAAAUGUUGCCGAGCCCAACACCAACGGCGUUGCUGAAUCCACACCAGCAAACCCGGAACCUGCGCCAAAGUCGAGUGGCCUCAAAAAGCGUGUAAGCUUUGAUCAAGACACGACAGGUGGGACCAAUGGAAUUCUCAAUGGCAGCUCUGGCGCCUUGGUUAGAGUUGACAGUGAGGAUUCCACCCCUGAGCCUGAGGGUCGAACUAGAAGCUCAAAUGGCAGUGCUACUCCCGAAAUGCAACAGGUUCGGGGUAAUGAACUCGCUGUUGUACCAGAGGACCGAGCUUCAGACCACGUUAGCCCUAAGAAGGCCACUGUCGAGGCUAAACCUGACCCCCAACCAGGCGAUUAUUGGAUGAAGCCUACUCGUGCAGAACUCAGUCGCAUGCCGCGUGAGAAGCUCCAAAAGUUCACUGGCUUUCAGGUCGGCCGCAAGGGCUGUGGUUAUGUCGUGUUCAAUGGCCCCGUCGAUCUUACGUCGGUGCCAUUCGAUGACCUCUAUGACAAGAUUGUGGAGAUCCGUCUUCGUUCUAUUACGGUCUAUCCUGAUUCGAGCUCCAAGCCGCCCAUGGGUAAGGGUCUGAAUGUCCCGUCAACCCUUUACAUUGAAAAUUCAUGGCCUCGUGCACGAGGUCAUCCAUCUUCUGCGACUAGUGGUCCAGUCUUUGAUAAGCACGUCAACCGCUUGAAGAAGAUGGCUAAUACAGAAUUCAUCAACUACGACGUGACAACCGGUGUUUGGACCUUUAAAGUUCCCCACUAUACUCGCUACGGUCUGGACUACGACGACGACGACGACUUGAGCCAAAGUCAAAUUUCCGCGCCGCCUCAGUCUUUGAGCAGCUCAAAUUCGGGCAUGGAGGUUGACGUCGACGCCCAAGAUAGCUAUGAUGACGAGGAUGACGAAGACGAUACGUUUGCGUUCAAACAAAAAAAUCUGCCUGGACAGUUUGGGAGACGUUCUGGCAUUGACGACUAUGAUGAUACCGCUUACUCCGCACAGGAGAUGGACGACAAUUCCGCCAUUGAAAUCAACGACCAAUCUGAUGAUGACGAUGCUGAAAUUGGUGGGCAGGACGUACACAUGGCGGGUUCGUUCCCGCCACCAGCAAUUGCAGCCAGCGCCCUCGAUUUCGAUAGCCCUAAACGACCGAUCCUCAGAGCCAAUCUGAUGGACACUCCAGGCAAACCCCUCAUCUCUCUUGAUGGUGACUGGGCUGAACAACUCCAACGCACCAUCUCACCUCGCAAGCAAAAUCGAGAUGCAUUGCGUAACGUCCAAAGCAAGAUCCUGCUUGACCGCACAUUUGUGCCGAUCCAGCCACAAUCAAACGCAACACUAGCCAAAAAGAACGAAUUCAGAACUAGUAUCGACAUAAUGAAUUCACUCUUUAAUCGGACUGAAGACCCCGCGGCGGUCGGAAGGAAGGGGAUGCAGGGUCAGGCUACGCCGGAUUUCGAGUUGCCUUAUGCCAAGCGACCAAAGACGUUUCAACCUCAAUCGGCUACGAGUACCAAUCCCGCCAAUGAUAUAUUCGCGGACGCCGGGGUCGAUGCCGACGAAGAGCGAUCCCCGGGGCAGCCUUCAUUCAAGCCGAGGUUUACGGCGAAGGAUGGAUUGGUGUAUCUUGGAGCGGAGGAUGAUGGUGCUGAUAAGGUCGAAGCCAAAACCCCCGCUGGCUGGACGACAAAAGCGUUGCUUGGGGACGUCAAGAUUACUUCCCUUCGCGGUAGCGGCACGAAUGGGGUGGGUAUCACAGACGCGACGUCCAUAAAAGCCCUCCUCGCCGACACGAAUAUCAGGUUGGUCGGAUCCGCGCCCUUCAUCACUCAUCUCUCUUUGGCCUUCUCCCAAAUUCGGGAUCGCUUGAUUCAGGAACAAUCAGCUUCACAGAUUGAACUGGACAUCUACGAACUAUUACACAUCCUUUUUGACGAGUAUGAAGAUGAGUUCUCCUCGGGGCUCAGCCAUCAACAGAAGCAGGAAUUUGAGGAUCGAAUUCGGAAGGAUCGUGUUUCGAAAUUUCUCUCCGAAACCAUCUGGCGCCGUCAUGGAGAAAAGAUUAAAUCAGCGGAGAGAUCGAAAGGAAGUGCCGCCACCACAGCUAUCUUGUACCUCACUUCGAGAAACAUCAAGGCAGCGUCCGACGUGCUAUACGCAGAGAAGGAUUUCCAUUUAGCGCUCUUGAUCGCACAGCUUGAAGGCAUUGAUAAGCCUGCUCAGGACAUGAUAACGGAGCAAAUUUCCGCAUGGCGUGAACAGAACAUCGUUUCCGAAAUGACGGAAGAGAUCCGUUGCCUCUACGAGAUUUGUGCUGGCAACAUUGGAAUCUGCGAGGGAAAGGACAAGGUUGCUGCCGAAGACCGUGCGUCGACAUUCUCUAUUUCGGAAAAGUUUCAACUCGACUGGCUGCAAACAUUUGCCCUAGUUCUAUGGUAUGGACGGAAUAAGUCGGGGGCCAUUGAAGAUACCGUCGCAGAAUUCCAAGAGCGGCCACUGGAAGAAGGUACUGCUUCCCCGGUAGAUGGAAACGGAAAUGAAGAUCCUCUGUGGGUUCUCUUGAAGCUAUAUGCUUCAAGAGUCACAGGUGGCAGACCCGGCGAAGGCCCUGCGUUCCCCCAAGGUCUAUCAAGCUUGUUGGAGGUUUGGAAUUCGCAGAAGAUAUUUCGUCUGCAUCACAGUAUGGCAGGUGGUAUUCGUGGUCUCAAUAUUGACCAGGCGAAAGCAGAGGAAUUGGCCAACACCCUCUCGUUCGAGUAUUCUUCACGUGGGGACGUGGUUGGAGCAGUUUACGCACUACUGCACCUUCACAACGCCGACGCCCGCGGCAACCAAAUCAAGCAGCUCCUCGAGAAACAUGCUGCGAUGCUGCCUGAUCCUACGGAAGCGGGAGUACCACAGGAGCAGAAUCUGUUUGUGCUGCUGACCGAAGGACUUAGAGUGCCACCGGAGUGGCUUUACAGUGCCAAAGCGCUGUUUGCCAGAUCCAUCAAUGACUCAGAAAAGCAGCUGGAAUACCAGCUCCGAGCAAGUGAUUACGCUGCUGCUCACGAGACAUUAUUGCGGAGAGUGGCACCCGCUUUGGUGAUUGAUGAAGAUUGGCCACGAUUGACGUCGACACUGGAGCUCUUUGGGGAAGACGCCGAGAGUAGAGUUGGGGCUGUAGAAUGGAGUGAAGGCGGUGGUGUUUAUGAAAUCUUUGUCACUCUGAUGAACUUGGACGCGACCAAGGCUUCUGGGACAUCUUCGAAGAAUCAACAGAGAGGACUGGUGAGACGCCUGACCACAAUCCUGAGACAACUCAAUCUCAAGGGAGAAAAUCGCGGGUCACUCGGCACAGACAAGGAAAGACUAGAAGAAAGAGUGGCUUUGAGAGAGAUGGGGCGAAAGGUGGCGGAUCUAAUGCAAGUUGAAGACGAGCAGGCAGCAACGCUUGCUGAAAAGAAAGCAAUGCUGGAUCUACCACUUGCGGCGGAUGCAAAAUUGAGCCAUGCUCGUGCUCUAGGAGUAGCAUACUAUCGCGGGUUGAUGGCUGCGGCGAGUUGAACAAGUCUGGACAGGGCGAGAGGCCAUAGUAAUGCAAAGUCACGGGUGGAUGCUUGAUGUGUAUGUUGUGAUGAAGGCUGAUGUGGGUAGACGCCAAGAAUAGAGUAGAUUAAGUAAGGGUCUUGGAUGAUUUCCUAAAGACCCCAGAAUCUGGUCUCGAGUUCCAAAUGUUAGUUCUCGACAA
Messenger RNA from Exophiala mesophila, 6363 nucleotides. RefSeq lists its product as uncharacterized. NCBI's taxonomy places the organism in Eukaryota, Fungi, Ascomycota, Eurotiomycetes, Chaetothyriales, Herpotrichiellaceae. The transcript is spliced from 6 exons. Gene Ontology annotation, biological process: protein import into nucleus; post-transcriptional tethering of RNA polymerase II gene DNA at nuclear periphery; RNA export from nucleus. Gene Ontology annotation, molecular function: structural constituent of nuclear pore. Bases 315 to 6179 code for a protein of 1954 amino acids. Gene Ontology annotation, cellular component: nuclear pore cytoplasmic filaments; nuclear pore. The record is from RefSeq and is a predicted model, not a curated record.